Messenger RNA from Schizosaccharomyces cryophilus OY26, 3361 nucleotides. RefSeq names its product coatomer beta subunit. Gene Ontology annotation, biological process: intra-Golgi vesicle-mediated transport; endoplasmic reticulum to Golgi vesicle-mediated transport; intracellular protein transport. The coding region runs from base 193 to 3018 and encodes 941 amino acids. The transcript has a single exon. Gene Ontology annotation, molecular function: structural molecule activity. The record is from RefSeq and is a predicted model, not a curated record. Lineage: Eukaryota; Fungi; Ascomycota; Schizosaccharomycetes; Schizosaccharomycetales; Schizosaccharomycetaceae. Gene Ontology annotation, cellular component: COPI vesicle coat; cytoplasm.
CUUGUAAUAAAAAAACAUGUAUUCUUUUUCAUACAUAUUUAUUGAUUCAUUGAUGUAUUCAACUCUUGGUAAAUCGGUAAUACAGCACUGCGCAACAGUUCCAUUCCCCAACCCCAGACCAUAUCUGUACCACCGUGCCCUCAGUACUCUUACCAAGUGUGCUUGCUUUCAAGUUCAUAGAAAUAAUCAAAAAUGUCUUGUUGGACGCUUGUUCAGCAAGAUUCUUUCUUAGAGACUCCAUCUGCUGAUCAGUUAAAGACAGCGUUGGAGUCCAAAAAUGACUAUGUUAAAAUCAGCGCCAUGAAAACAAUUCUACGGAUUAUCAUCAAUGGGGACCCUUUAUCUUCUAUCCUAAUGCAUGUUAUUCGUUUUGUGAUGCCAUCAAGGAAUAAAGAACUUAAAAAGCUUCUAUAUUACUAUUGGGAAAUCUGUCCUAAAUACAAUAAUGAUGGUACGAUGAAACAGGAGAUGAUUUUGGCUUGCAACUCGUUCCGCAACGACCUUCAACACCCAAAUGAAUAUAUUCGUGGAGCUACCUUGCGGUUUCUUUGCAAGUUGAAAGAACCAGAACUUUUGGAACCUCUUAUUCCUACGGUUCGUCAAUGUUUGGAACAUCGUCAUGCCUAUGUUCGUAAAACCGCAAUCAUGAGUGUGUUUAGUAUCUAUCAGGUUUCUUCUCACCUAAUCCCGGAUGCUGCCUCUUUAAUCGAGGACGUGCUAGUGGUGGAAACUGAAGGAACUUGCAAGCGUAACGCUUUAAUUGUGCUGUGUACGAUUGAUCCCAAACUUGCUAUUAGCUGGUUAACGAAUAAUUUCGAUCACAUUAUUUCUCUCAAUGCCUCCUCUCUCCUUAUUGUCAUUGAAUUCAUUCGAAAGAUCGUCAUUGUAAACUCUCCUGACAAAGCUAAAUAUUUCUCGCUUCUAUUAGAACUUUUGCAUGUACCUUCCAGUAGUGUUGUUUUUGAAGCUUCUACUUCCUUAAUGAACAUGACGACAAACAUUCAAAUCAUCAAAACCGCUGCUUCUCGACUUUUGGACCUUGCUACCCGUGAAGCCGAUAACAACGCCAAACUCAUCAUGCUGGAUAGGAUUGCUGACCUCGUUCACCAUGAAAAGUCCGGACUAGAUGAUAUUGUUACCGACGUUCUUCCGUUCCUGGCUAAUACUGACUUUGAUGUAUGCGAAAAAGCCAUUUCCAUCAUUUUAAGUUUGGUCACCACGAGAAACGUUGACGAUAUCUUGGAGCAACUUCAAAAGGAGCUCUCCAAGUCUAAUGGUGAAUCCGAAAAUGAUGAUGCUCGUCGUCGCGCUCUUACAGAAGCUAUCCAUCACUGUGCAAUUACUUUCCCUCAAACUGCUGCUACUGCCAUUCAAUACCUCUUAAGCCACAUUUCUGAUUUUCAAAGUAAAUCUGCUUCAAGUGUUCUGUCUUUUGUUAAAGAAGUUAUGGAAAAAUUCCCAGAACUCCGUUCUGCAAACCUUACUAAGCUUUUACUUUCUUUGAAGGAAUUUCGCGCCGGAAAGAUUUUCCGCGGCGUAAUUUGGAUUGCCGGUGAGUAUUGUCUUACUGAAGCGGAUAUCAGGACUGCUUGGAAGAGCAUUCGAGCAAGUAUUGGUGAAAUUCCUAUUCUAGCUUCUGAGGAGCAACUUUUGAAUGAUGUUUCAGAUUCCCAAGAACAAGACUUGCUUGUUGAUGUCCAAACAGCACCCUCUUCAAGCCGUAAAAUUCUUGCAGAUGGAACUUAUGCUACCGAAAGUGCAGUAACGAGCGAGUCACUUAAUGCUGCCAGACUGGAAGCCGUGAGAGCAUCUAAAAAGCCUCCUCUAAGGACUCAAAUAUUGGGUGGUGACUACUAUUUGGCAACAGCGUUAGCUUCCGCUCUUACUAAACUUGUUAUGCGUUAUAGCCAAAUUUCGAAUGAUCAUGAGAGGCUGAACGCUCUUCGUGCUGAAGCAACCUUGAUUAUGACAUCCAUUAUCCGAGUUGGACAGUCGAAGUUUGUUAAAUAUACGAUCGACGAUGAUUCUAUUGAGCGUAUUCUAAGCUGCAUUAAGGCUCUUUAUUCCUUUGAAGGUUUUGACCCACUACAAAAGGUCUUCCUUGAAGACACAAAAAAUGCAUUUUCUCACAUUGUCUUAGAGAAUGAAAAACGUCAAAAGGCUGAAGCGUCUCUUGCCAAUGAACGUAACGCCAUGCAACCUGAUGAUACUCUCAACAUUCGACAACUUAGCAGAGCAAUUGAGGAAAAAGCUGAAACAUCUUUUGAAUCUGAUGUGAUUCAGGCUGCAAGUGAUGGUAUUGUUAUGGAAGAUUUGUCAUCUAAAUUGGAUCAUGUUGUAUCCUUGACUGGGUAUACUGAUCCGGUAUACGUUGAGGCAUAUGUGAAGAUUCAACAAUUUGACAUUAUCUUGGAUAUUCUUAUAGUUAAUCGUACCGACAGCACUUUACAGAACCUUUGCCUAGAACUAGCCACGCUCGGUGAUCUUAAAAUUGUAGAACGGCCUGCUCCCCUUAAUUUGGCUCCCAGAGCAUUUAAUUCCGUUCAAGCAACUGUGAAGGUUUCCUCUACUGAUUCCGGUGUAAUAUUUGGUGCAAUUUCUUUUGGUGGUAAAGCUUCCGAAGAAGAUCGAGUAGUUAAUUUGAGUAGCAUAUCUCUAAACUUGAUGGAUUAUAUCAAGCCCGCCAGUUGUCCUGAAUCCAAAUUCCGCAGCAUGUGGACUGAAUUUGAAUGGGAGAACAAAGUUGAUAUCUCAUCCAAUGAAAAUAUUAACUUAAUGGAAUUUUUGCAUAAACUAAUGAAGAAGACGAAUAUGAAUUGCCUUACUCCUGAUGCUAGCUUGCGGGGAGACUGUGGUUUUUUGAGCGCUAAUUUGUACGCCCGCAGCAUUUUUGGUGAGGAUGCGCUGAUGAGUUUGAGUGUUGAAAAGUCUACGGAUGGGCCUAUAUCUGGUCAUGUUCGAAUUCGCUCUAAGACCCAAGGAAUUGCUCUCACUUUGGGCUCUUUAGUUGCUGCUUAAAAGAUUUCCGAUUGCUAUUAAGAUCAUUCACACUUUACGAGAAGCUUUCAACUCUCACACUGACACAUUGAUAGAUAAAUAGCGUUUUUCGAUAUUCUACACUCAUCUUUUGUUUUUAUGAUUUGGAACACUGCUAGCGCAAAUGACGUUUAGAAGAAUAUAUUAACUAUCGUUUUCCAAGCCUUUUCCUUUUCUCUUAUUAUCGAUUUCGAAUAAAGUUUUGCCAAUAGAAUAAUUACUAUUUGCACAGAUGGUUUCAAUGAAAUAUCUUCUAUUAAUUUUAGUAUGGUAUGUAUAGAUGAAAUCACAAAGAUCUAUGCUUCUAAUAAGGAUUAGCAUAAGC